GAUGGAUUUAAAUACAACAGAUUAUUGUAUUAAUAAAUAAAUAACUAUGGGGAUGAGCUGCAAAGCUUCAGUCUCCAUGAUUAGUUCGGCGUUUCGUCCCGAGGAUGUCGACCAUAGCACCUUCGACAAGGAGGGGUUUGCUAUUUAUACAGAGUUCCUCACGCAAAGUGCAUUGGAGAGCCUCCGCAAGAGCUAUACCGCCAUCAUAGACCAACUACACGAGUCUGUACAUCCAGAAUGGGUAAUGUCUCUGCACCAGGUA
This is a messenger RNA of Sphaeroforma arctica JP610, 262 nucleotides long. RefSeq lists its product as hypothetical. The annotation marks the transcript as partial. The transcript has 2 exons. Lineage: Eukaryota; Ichthyosporea; Ichthyophonida. The record is from RefSeq and is a predicted model, not a curated record.